AUGGCGUCCACAAUCAUCAAUCCGAUCAUUCCAGGAUUCAGUCCCGAUCCUUCAGUGAUUCUGAUUGGUGAUACAUUCUUCUUGGUCAACUCGACCUUCCAUCUGUUCCCUGGUCUUCCUAUCUAUGCUUCAAAAGACCUCGUCAACUGGACUCUGAUCGGAAAUGCAAUCAACCGCCAAUCCCAGCUCUCAUUACGUCUUUCCAAUACCAAACUCGAACCUCAAGAAGAUGGCACAGUCAUGCUUGCCACAGGCGGUCUGUUCGCACCAACCAUCAGACACGACCCGAAGACAGGAAAAUCAUACAUCAUCAACACAAACAUCCUACAUCCAGAGGACGGCGGCAACGACAUACCCGAGAACUUCAUUGUUGCAACCGACAACAUCUGGUCAGACAACUGGUCUGACCCGACAUAUCUGGAGUUCGAUGGCAUCGACCCUUCCAUCUUCUGGGACGAAGAUGGCAAAGCUUAUGUUUGUGGCUCGCAUGGACCAGGUCCAAUGACAACCAUCAGUCUCUUCGAGAUUGACCUGGCUACAGGCAAGAAGUUGUCAGAAGAAAAGACCGUCUGGAAAGGCACUGGAGGCAUCUACCCAGAAGGUCCCCACAUCUACAAGAAAGAUGGUCUCUACUAUCUGCUCAUCUCCGAAGGAGGCACUUUCAAAGACCACAUGAUCACUGUUGCAAGAUCUGAGAACAUCUGGGGCCCAUACGAAGGACACAAGAAGAACCCAAUCCUCACUGCAGCAGGUACUGAUAAUUAUGUCCACUGUACUGGCCACUGUGACAUGUUCCAAGAUAAGGAGGACAACUGGUGGGGCGUCUGUCUCGGUAUGCGCAUGCGAGAUUCGAGAUUCCACAUGGGUCGUGAAUCGUUCCUGGUCGCCGGACGCUGGGAACAAGGCGGAUGGCCAGAACUCGAUACCGUGGAAGUGACCUCCUCACACAAGUUCAAGACCGACGUGGUCAAAGCAACAAAGACCGGUUUGGACUGGCUCUACAUCCGCGACGCCAACCUUAAUCACCACAAACUCGAUGGCUCAAAUAUUCGCUUGACUCCAAGUAAAGUAGAUAUCUCCCAGUGGCAAGAGCCUGUGUCUUUUGUUGGCAAGCGCCAAAGAAAGCUCGAGGGACAUGCUUCGGUGAAGUUGACUCUGCCGAAGAGUGGGUCAUCUCGUGCGGGACUCGUCAUCUACAAGGACGAGCAUCGCUACGCACGUAUCUACUACGACAGCAGUAGCAACAACAUAUGCUUCGAGAUCGUGAACAAUGCAAAGAAGAUCAAUCGACAUGAACAAGAAGAGGUAUCCAAGGACGUUUCCGAUAUCCAGCUACUGAUUGAUUAUACCGAGGAGAAUCUUGUCUUACAGUACGAGGAAGAGCAGGGUGUGACAAAGACACUUGGAAACGUCGACACCGCGGAGUUGUCGAAUGCAGACUUUGUAGGUCCCAUCAUCGGCGUCUUUGCUGUGUCCGAGGGAGAGGGAACCGAGAUUGUGUUCACAGACUUCAAGCACGAGCAGUAA
Aureobasidium namibiae CBS 147.97 is the source of this 1527-nucleotide messenger RNA. RefSeq lists its product as uncharacterized. Gene Ontology annotation, molecular function: hydrolase activity, hydrolyzing O-glycosyl compounds. The record is from RefSeq and is a predicted model, not a curated record. Gene Ontology annotation, biological process: carbohydrate metabolic process. Lineage: Eukaryota; Fungi; Ascomycota; Dothideomycetes; Dothideales; Saccotheciaceae. The transcript is spliced from 2 exons. The coding region runs from base 1 to 1527 and encodes 508 amino acids.